Molecule: messenger RNA, 1112 nt
Organism: Desarmillaria tabescens
Lineage: Eukaryota; Fungi; Basidiomycota; Agaricomycetes; Agaricales; Physalacriaceae
Exons: 3
Coding region: 130-855 (241 amino acids)
Source: RefSeq, a predicted model, not a curated record
CACUUACCAACACGAACGUCAGCGUACCUUUCCCUUUAUCUUCGUUGGUCUCUUCUCGCCUAGGCGAUAGUCGCGAUAUCUCUCUUUCUUCGACCAUACGCUUCAAAGCACGUUCGCGUUUCCUUCAUUAUGCCUGUCCAAGUUCUCCAGCUCGCGUUGCGCGUCAUCAUUUUUGUCUCUUUGGCCAGCAUCUUCGCUCCCCAUAUCCAUGUCCUUGCCUCGCCCUAUCCUAUGCCUCUAGCGCUCAUGACCUAUGCACGUUCUCAAGCCUUGACCUCCUUUUCUGAGAGCAACAACACUCAUCUCGCCUAUCGUAACACUUCUGGUGAUGCCAUUCUCGUCGCUGACGACGACGACUCUUCUCAUCUCGGACGCUGCGACGAUCUGAUGUCACUGCUGAAAUUGAAGGUGUUGAAGUACAACGAACUUGUGAAUAAUCCGCCUUCGGAUCAAGACAAUCUCGACGACUAUCACCGUAGCUGCGUGACGAGUCUGGCUAGCUGCAAGGAUGUUCUCGGUGAACUCAACGACUCUCUCGCCCCGCUGCGCGCAGACAAGGGCCUCGGCAACUAUGAGCGCAAUGAUCACCUCGAGACUUUACUCAAGGAACUCAUCAAUUACAUCAAAGAGAUGUUGAACGGCACGGUGACCCUCACAAAAAACAUUCCUAUUGUUGGUCCUGAGCUAGCACCUCUCGUCUCCGAAAUCAAAUGCCUUGUUGACACUUUACUCGAUUUCAGUGAAGACCUCACCGAUGGGAUCCUCAACUACCUCAAGCCAAUUGUGGCCGUCGGGGAUGAUAAUCGGUGUAAAGGCCCACUACUAGGAGUGGAGAUUGUUGGCAUUUGUCUUUGAUUUCUUUGUUUUUCGUUUCAAACUGUAGCAUCACUUGACAGGACCUUCGUAAACACAUCUGUAUCAACUAUCUCUGUUCACUCUUGUCGUUUUGUACUUGUCUCUCUGUUAACUUCUAACUUCCAGUGUUAUACGAUACGGUAUUCUAUCCAUCGGCACAGAAACAAUAUACAUGAUUAUAAAAAUUAUGAUGACCAUCGAGUCCGAAAGCUGAAAUGACUAUUCGUCCGCUAACCAGUCUUCUGCAACUUGACCGA